AUGUCAGCAACCCCCCCACCCGACGAUGCCUACUACAAUCUAGGCACCUAUACCCGCACAGUAACCACCACCUCCCCCGCGGCCCAAACCUGGUUCACCCGCGGCUGGCAAUGGGCCUACAGCUUCAACCACGAAGAAGCCCUGCGCUGCUUCGAGACCGCCAUCAAACAUGACCCCAGAUGCGCCAUGGCCCACUGGGGCAUCGCCUACAGUCUCGGCCCCAACUACAACAAAGCGUGGGCCUUCUUCGACCGCGCCGAUUUGGCAACCACCGCGGCCGAAAAAGCCCUCAUCACCGCCCUCUUCCCCCGCUUCCCGCGCUGGUCCGCAUCCACCGGCUCCGCAUCCACCGCUUCCGACAACAGCAACUUCCCCAUCGACUUCGCCCGCCUGAACCAAGCCUAUGCGGACGCCAUGCGCAUCGCCUACAGAGAACACCCGGACGACAUCGACAUCACGGCCCUGCUGAUCGAAGCGCUGAUGUGCAUCUCGCCGCGCGGGCUGUGGAACCUGACGACGGGGGAGCCCAGCGGGCGCCACACGGUGGAGGCGCGCCACCUGAUUGAAUCCGCAUUCGCGACCGGCGGCCCCGAGGCCCAACACAACCCGACCCUGUGCCACCUGUACAUCCACCUGAUGGAGAUGUCGCCGUACCCGGAGAUCGCGCUGCCGGCCGCGGACCGGCUGCGGCGCGCGGCGCCCGACGCCGCCCAUCUCCUGCACAUGCCGACGCACAUCGACAUGGCGGUCGGCGACUACCGGCGCUCGGUGGAGUCGAACUCGGACGCCAUCCGCGCGGACGAGACGUAUGUGGCCGGGUGCGUGGCGGAGGGGCGCACGGGCGCGGGCGUCGGCGGCGCGCUGUACGUCGCGUACCGCGUGCAUAACAUCUGCGCGAAGCUGUACUCUGCGCUCAUUGCGGGGCAGUUCGCUGUGAGUAUGGAGGCCGUACGGCAGCUGGAGGGGCUUGUGACGGAGGAGACGCUGCGCAUCAAAAGUCCCCCCGUCGCGGACUGGGUGGAGUCGUUCCUGGGGAACCGCGCGCAUGUCUUGGUGCGGUUCGGCCGGUGGGAGGAGAUUCUUGGGCUGCAGGAGCCGCAGGAUCGCGAGCUGUACUGCUCGACGUAUGCGACGGUGCUGUAUGCCAAGGGCAUCGCGUUGAGUGCGUUGGGGAGGGUGGAGGAGGCGGAGGCGAUGCAGCGGCGGUUCGACGAGGCCAGGGGCAAGGUGCCGACUACCCGCAUCGCGAGUCUGCCGAGCAAGCAGGUCGAUGUGUUGGCCGUGGGCGCGCAGAUGUUGCAGGGCGAGCUGGAAUAUCGCCGGGGUGAGGUGGAUCAGGCGUUUGAGACGUUGGCGAGCGCGGCCGAGCUGGAAGAUAAUCUGCCCUACGGGGAUCCGCCGCCGUGGAUGCAGCCGGUCAGACAUGCGUUGGGAGGGUUGUUGCUCGAGCAGGGGCGGGUGGCUGAAGCGGAGAGGGUGUUUCGGGAGGACCUGGGUAUGGCGGAAGGGUUUCCGCGGCGGAAGGGCCGGCUCAAUAAUGUCUGGGGAUUGCAUGGGUUGCAUGAGUGUCUGGUGAGGCAGAAGAAGCUGGGUGAGGCGCGGCUGAUCGAGCCGGCCCGGGAUCUGGCGAUGGCGGCGGCGGAUGUGCCCAUUGUGACCUCGUGCUAUUGUCGGCUAAGCGCGGUGGGAGCAGACAAGUGUUGUGAGUGUGGGUGCUGA
Molecule: messenger RNA, 1719 nt
Organism: Aspergillus aculeatus ATCC 16872
Lineage: Eukaryota; Fungi; Ascomycota; Eurotiomycetes; Eurotiales; Aspergillaceae
Exons: 3
Coding region: 1-1719 (572 amino acids)
Cellular component (GO): intracellular anatomical structure
Molecular function (GO): identical protein binding
Source: RefSeq, a predicted model, not a curated record